Hyla sarda is the source of this 1821-nucleotide messenger RNA. It is a transcript of the gene DUS2, whose product is annotated as dihydrouridine synthase 2. Gene Ontology annotation, molecular function: tRNA dihydrouridine synthase activity; tRNA binding; flavin adenine dinucleotide binding. The record is from RefSeq and is a predicted model, not a curated record. Gene Ontology annotation, cellular component: cytoplasm. Bases 246 to 1697 code for a protein of 483 amino acids. Gene Ontology annotation, biological process: tRNA dihydrouridine synthesis. The transcript has 16 exons. NCBI's taxonomy places the organism in Eukaryota, Metazoa, Chordata, Amphibia, Anura, Hylidae.
GGCAACUUUUCCUUUGCACAGGUUUUGAUAAAUCUCCCCCUACAUAGUGACUAGAUUAUAUUACCAUACUGAUACCGAAUAGGUACUGCUAUACACAGUCAUCACGCCCCCUCCCAUAGACUUGCAUUGAGGGGGCGGGGCGUGACGUCACACGGGGGCAGAGUCAUGACGUCACGAUCUUCCGUAUCCGUGGUCGGGAGCCAGAACCUCCAGCGCUGCCGGAAGCAGAUACAGGAGCUAUCACAAUGGUACUUUCAUUCUGUGAUAAAUUAAUCUUGGCUCCGAUGGUUCGUGUGGGGACUUUGCCAAUGCGUCUUCUCGCUUUAGAUUAUGGUGCGGACAUUGUAUACUGCGAGGAGCUGGUUGAUAUAAAGAUGUUGCAGUGUAAGCGAGUUGUAAAUGAGGUUCUCCAGACAGUGGACUACAUCGCUCCCACAGAGAGAGUCAUUUUUCAGACUUGUGAAAGGGAGAAAGAUCGGGUUGUAUUUCAGAUGGGGACGGCUGAUCCAGAAAGAGCACUGGCUGUAGCCAAACUUAUAGAAAAUGAUGUUGCUGCUAUUGAUAUUAACAUGGGCUGUCCAAAGGAAUAUUCUACCAAGGGUGGUAUGGGAGCAGCCCUUCUAUCAAGUCCAGAAAAAAUCGAGAAAAUAUUAAAAACCUUAGUGGAUGGAAUUACCAAGCCAGUGACGUGUAAAAUACGCAUCCUUCCUACUCUUGAAGAAACUGUCAAUCUGGUGAAGAUAAUUGAGAGAACUGGUGUGGCAGCUAUUGCAGUUCAUGGAAGGAAAAAAGAGGAAAGGCCGCAGCAUCCUGUCCAUUGUGAUUAUAUAAAGGCCAUAUCUGAGGCUGUAUCAAUUCCGGUUAUUGCCAAUGGAGGCUCACAAGAACUUAUACGAGAGUUUCAAGACAUAGAAGCAUUUCGAUCAGUCACAGCUGCUUCCUCUGUAAUGAUUGCACGAGCAGCCAUGUGGAAUCCUUCAGUUUUCAGAAGAGCGGGUCCUCUGCCUCUAGAAGAUGUCAUGCGAGAUUAUAUUAGACAUGCAGUUAUGUACAACAAUCACUACACAAAUACUAAAUACUGUCUGUGCCAAAUGAUGCGAGACCAACUUGAAUCUCCUCUGGGUAGAAAACUUCAUGCAACACAGUCAACACUGGAUAUUUGUGAAGUAUUUGAAAUGACUUCGUUUUACGAGAGCUGCCAAAUGUCUCAAGAAGCCAGUAAAGCAUCUCUAAAUAUCAAUGUUCAAGACACUCUGGAAACAGAUGACAAUGAAGAAAAUCGUGACACGGUUCAAAUGCCUGUAAGGUUUGAAAGAAAAGACUACCUUCCUCAGAUUACGCCUAAAAUGUUUCUCUUGGAAUGGUGCAGGAAGGAAGCAUUGCCUCAACCAGUUUACCAUACAGUUCAGAGAUCACUGGAUAAAUUUUUCCACUCUGUGGUCACUGUGAAUGAAAAGAAAUAUUGUUCGACUCUGUGGGACAAGUCAAAGAAGUUAGCAGAACAGGCUGCAGCCAUUGUAUGUCUUCGAACAUUAGGGCUUCCAGAAGGAAAGCUUGGUGAGCAAGAAAGUGAUCUUAUUCGGAAGAGAAAAAGGGGAACUGUGGAUGAAAGUGUUAAUCUAACAGGUCAACAAGGUGGAGAGCAGGUUAAGAAGAGACUUCAUAACAACAAAAAUUUUGAUGACUCAAAAGAUUAGCUGUAGAUGUUAUACCAUACCCUAGUUAUGAAUGCACAUUUUAUUUUAACUGUUUAUUUUUGCAAUAUUUUUAUCAAAUAAAUUAUGCAAACAACUAAAACAUAACUUUAGUGAGUAUGACGUA